This is a messenger RNA of Rhipicephalus sanguineus (brown dog tick), 1680 nucleotides long. RefSeq lists its product as uncharacterized. The transcript has 2 exons. Bases 1 to 1680 code for a protein of 559 amino acids. The record is from RefSeq and is a predicted model, not a curated record. NCBI's taxonomy places the organism in Eukaryota, Metazoa, Arthropoda, Arachnida, Ixodida, Ixodidae.
AUGGCGGUUUCCACGCUUUCCUUGACGGGCUACGACCCCGAAGACAUGACUUGGACGACGAUUGCAGUGUCCGAGAGCCAGAAUACAGCCGAAACUCCGAUUUAUCGGAACCAAGCACUCAACGAGGCGAUCGCCCGUCGCCGCGCCCAAGCUAGCUCGGCACCCAGCGCAACAGCUGAGGAAAAUCAAGCUCCCGCCAAGCGCGCCGCGGGCCCUAAAAACAAGAAGACGGUCACGGCUAAUUGGAAACCCCGCCGUCUGCCUAAGCCCGGUCCUGACGAAUUUGUGAUCGUGCUGAAACCACGAGAACACGUAUCGUUACGUCAAAGCUUCUCAGAGAACCGCUACGGCGCUGCUCUCACGGCCUACCUCGGGCACGAAGUGGCCAAAACUGUCACAAUCCUGCCGUCCCACGAACAAAACCUCAUCGUAGUCCACACCCCAAAUCCGGCAGCAGCGGAUCGGCUGCUCGGAGAUAUCAACAUCAACGCUAGCAGCGGAGCGAUCCCACUGUAUGGCUAUCUCCGUCGAAACGAGGGAGAAGAAGUCUGCUACGGAGUGAUCACUGUGAAUGACACGGACACCACAGAAACGCUCCAACAGCAAGUCCAAUGGAGAAAAGGCAACAUCGUCGAAAUCAGAAAAUUUGGCACCUCAAACAAAGCCCGGCUCACUUUCGCCGGAAAAGAGAAACCUCGUUUCGUGCACUACGAGAAUAUGUUAAUCCCAGUGGGCAGGUACUACCGGACAAUCCCGGCCUGCAGUACAUGCGCAACUGUGGGCCACCGAGCGGAUACUUGUCCCGGUAUCAAACCGGACACGUGUGGCGUUUGCCGGCAGCAAGUGCCGAUGGUGGAGGGAGUGCGGGUCCCUCAUGAGUGUCAACCGCGGUGCUCAGUGUGUGACGGAGAACACGUGACAAACUCACGAGAAUGUGCAGCGAAAUUUCGCACGCGAAAAGACGGAACCGCCGACGGCAAGAAAAACUCGAAGGACAGAAAAGGCGACAACCGCCAUCCUAGCCUCCCCAACAAGUCAUCUAACAAUGGUGUCAGCGAUGGAAAUCCGAUGCCAUCGUCCAACAAGACGGAGAAAUGCCAGACGGCACAGCAACAGCCGCUACAACCGCAGCGCGGUGCGGCCGAGCAGAAAACGUCAACACAGCCAUCCGGCGGCGCGGCCAGGGCAUGGGCCAACGUCGCCAAGCAUGGAGCACAGGUGGGCGGUCCGGGCGGGGCGGCCUCCUCCUCUCCCUUCCCUCUACAUAACUCCUCCCCUCCCAUAACACGCAGUGUCGAAAAGGCCAAAAUUGCAAACCUCGAAAACCAAAUUGAGCUAUUACUGAAGAAAAUUGCUACCCUAGAAUCUAGACAGUCCGUCUCUCCAACUCCCACAGACAAGGGAAUGGAGAACGAUCGAAUGGAGUCCAAAUCGGAAGUGAGCUUGGGCGCCGAGCUCGAGGCCCGCCUCGCAACUCGGAAGUGCCCAUACUGUGGGGAAGGGUCCUCGGACAUCUUCCAUAUGGUGUGGGCGUGCCAAUUAACACCAGACCUCCCCCCCCUACCCCAUCCCACCCGAGAGGACUGGGAGGCGGCCCUGCUCGACUGCUCGGACCUGGCCAGCCAGAAGGCCCUGGUCACGCGCGCCCGGGUGGCGGCUACUGCCAAUGGACUCCUGUAA